ACUAAUAGAAGUCAUGGCGACACUGUGCUUCAUUUUUCUGUUUUUUGUCUUCAGUAAAAGCCACGUAACAUCCACACCUGAGGAAACAUCUUCACUGAAAGUAACUGAAGGUGAAUCAGUGAGUUUAAACUGUAGUUUCACCUUCACACAAGAAUAUAAUGGGGUGUCAUUUGUUGUUUACUGGAUUAAAACUGUUGGAGAGAGCAGCACCUGUGUGUAUUCUAAUGAUUUUUCUAUGAAUGAGGUUGUGCUCGGUCACCACUGCAACGUACAGGAAGAACUACUUAACAGACUCUCAAACCAAACCAAAGAACCGAACAGUCACAACAUCAGGAUCAGUGAAGUGAUGGAGUCAGACAGCGGUCAGUACCUCUGUGCUGUACAAGUGCACCCAAAUAAUAAAAACACUGCUAAAGGAAACUGGAAGGUGAUACAAAGAGUUACAGUCAGUGUUCAGAAAGACAAAAGACCACAGCCAACCAUGACCACUGUGACUCAGACAACAACUGAGGAGACAACAAAGAAAAUAACUGGUGUUCACCCUCUCAUGCCUCUGUUUACUUCAUGGCCCAUAUGUUUGUGUCUUCUGCUUUCUGUUUGGAUCGCAUUUGCACUCAUAAGGAAAAAGGCCAGCACUGCACAAGGAUCUCAGGCUGUGCCGUUACAAACCUCCAAAACGGAGAAGCAGCUCCUGACAUUGAUGGUUCUCCAUAUGUUGUGGGACAUGAAACCGACCGCUCGCAGGAAUAAAGCAGCUCAGUCAGCGGGGAGAAGGAGAUUAAACUACGGAUGGAGUCGCACUUCGGAGCCUCCAGUCGUCUGUUCUGAAGGAGACGAGGACCAGGAUGAGCUGCCGAAGUGCACGUUCGCGGUAGACCUCAAGAACCCAGCGGGGAAAGUUGACUUGAGCGGAGUUUGA
Messenger RNA from Colossoma macropomum (tambaqui), 919 nucleotides. RefSeq lists its product as uncharacterized. The record is from RefSeq and is a predicted model, not a curated record. NCBI's taxonomy places the organism in Eukaryota, Metazoa, Chordata, Actinopteri, Characiformes, Serrasalmidae. Bases 14 to 919 code for a protein of 301 amino acids. The transcript is spliced from 7 exons.